Messenger RNA from Schizophyllum commune H4-8, 1110 nucleotides. RefSeq lists its product as uncharacterized. The transcript is spliced from 5 exons. Lineage: Eukaryota; Fungi; Basidiomycota; Agaricomycetes; Agaricales; Schizophyllaceae. The record is from RefSeq and is a predicted model, not a curated record. Gene Ontology annotation, cellular component: ERMES complex; endoplasmic reticulum. Gene Ontology annotation, biological process: phospholipid transport; mitochondrion organization. The coding region runs from base 133 to 1020 and encodes 295 amino acids. Gene Ontology annotation, molecular function: lipid binding.
GGCGCCGCCGAGCUGCCGUUCCCCGCCGUCACCACCGUCUCCAGACUCCGCUCACUACCAAGGCCCUCUGACCCCUCCCGCUCUGCUUCCCCUCCCGCUCUGGACGUCUCCAACACCCACCGCGCCUCUGAUAUGUCGGGGAACUACCUGUUUUCCCUGACGCCCACCUUCACGCAGGGCCUCGUACUCGGACAGCUGUCAAUCCUUGUGCUGCUCAUAGUCAUUCUGAAGUACCUGUUCCUCGACUCGACGCAGUAUCCCUAUGAGACGACCUCGUACCAUCCGGGGGUGGAGCGGCAUACGAGGCAAGGGGGAAACACGCCUUUGGACCUGGGGGAACUGGACGGGGUGGAUGGGAAGGCGCCUAUUUCGGCAGAGUGGCUGAACUCGCUGGUGAAGCAGAUCUUGAACGUGUACCGGUCCAAGUUGAGGGAUGACUUGGAUGGUAUGGACGGGGACGAGAUCGCGCGAGCACGCGUGGAAGCGUACGCGAAUAGGGUAUUGCCCUCGAGUUUCCUGGACCAUGUCACUAUACACUCCGUGGACCUAGGCGUUCGUGCACCACGAUUCUCCAACCCGCGGGUACGACGCGACGCGGACGGGAUAAAUAUAACUGAAUUUGACGUUGAAUAUACCGACACGGUCUCCGUGUCUCUAGCAACCUCAUACCUUUUCAACUACCCUGCACCAUCAUUUGCACGACUACCGAUCGAGUUGACAGUCUCGCUUGCUGUCUUUAAGUCUACGAUAUCUAUAGCCCCACCAUCCCCCAAAGCACACGCCCCCGUCCUCACGCUCACGAUCCACCCAACAUUCACGCUCGACCUCAAGACAAACUCCCUCAUGGGCAGCCGCGCCAAACUCGCCAACGUCCCCAAGCUCCACGAGCUCAUCCAACACCAAGUCCGACGCGUUCUCGCGGCGCGCGCCACCUGGAACGUCGUCCUCCCCGGCCUGGGGCACACGGUGGCGGAGGUGAAGCAGGAGAUGCGGAAGGAGAUGCUUGCGGAUAAGUUAUGACGUGAUAUACCUAUAAGUACCCUAUAUAAUGUACAGUAAUGAGGUUCAUAACGUCCUGACGUGCAUCAAUGCCGUUCAUGUCCUUUGUCG